AUGCCGAGUGUGAACCCCGAUUCAUCUGACAAAGACUCCGAGGUAUUCGCAGAAACUGAUCCAACUGGUCGAUACGGUAGAUACACUGAGCUAUUAGGCUGCGGUGCGGUGAAGAAAGUGUACCGAGGAUUUGAUCAAGAAGAAGGAAUUGAGGUAGCAUGGAAUCAAGUGAAGCUAAGGAACUUCUGUGAUGAGCCUGCUAUGGUAAAGAGGCUUUAUGCUGAAGUGAGGUUAUUGGAAAACUUAACAAACGAAAACAUCAUUGAACUUUACAGUGUUUGGACCGAUGAUGAACACGGCACACUGAAUUUUAUUACUGAGGUUUGUACUAGUGGGAAUUUGAGAGAGUACAGGAAGAAACAUAGGCAUGUUUCGAUGAAGGCGUUGAAGAAAUGGUCGAGGCAGAUUUUGAAAGGGUUGAAUUAUUUGCACACUCAUGAGCCUUGCAUCAUUCAUAGAGAUCUCAAUUGCAGUAACGUGUUUGUUAAUGGGAAUGUUGGACAGGUUAAGAUUGGUGACUUGGGUUUGGCCGCAAUUGUUGGGAAAAAUCACAUUGCGCACACAAUUCUCGGCACACCAGAGUUUAUGGCACCAGAACUAUAUGAUGAAGACUACACAGAACUGGUGGAUAUAUACUCAUUUGGCAUGUGUUUGUUAGAAAUGGUGACAUUGGAGAUUCCUUACAGCGAAUGCGACAAUGUUGCCAAGAUUUACAAGAAAGUGUCUUCUGGUAUUAGACCUGCUGCCUUAAACAAGGUCAAAGAUUCUGAGGUGAAGGACUUCAUUGAAAAGUGUCUUGCUCAACCAAGGGUUAGGCCUUCUGCUGAUGAGCUUCUCAAAGAUCCUUUCUUUGACGAACUUGUUGACGAUGACGAUGACGAAAAUGCUGAUUCAUACUAA
Molecule: messenger RNA, 900 nt
Organism: Vicia faba (fava bean)
Lineage: Eukaryota; Viridiplantae; Streptophyta; Magnoliopsida; Fabales; Fabaceae
Source: the annotation of a GenBank genome assembly